AUGCCAGUUCCAUUCGAAGCGUUGAUUCCAGUUGGCCUAAUCACAGUCAUGUUCGGCGUUGUAAGCGUUGGAAUGAACAGCGUCAAGUUUGCAAGGAAUGACAUGAAGCCCACACGCUACAAUUUAGACCAAUUUGAACAAGUAAUGAUGAGGAGGGACGAGAGGUUGACUGGGAGCAAUAGAGGACAGAGUUCAAAUCCAACUGCACCUGCCGAAUUCCAAACAAACUCAGUUUGGCAGACAGAACAAGUUUUGUAA
Wallemia ichthyophaga EXF-994 is the source of this 258-nucleotide messenger RNA. RefSeq lists its product as uncharacterized. Lineage: Eukaryota; Fungi; Basidiomycota; Wallemiomycetes; Wallemiales; Wallemiaceae. The coding region runs from base 1 to 258 and encodes 85 amino acids. The record is from RefSeq and is a predicted model, not a curated record. The transcript has 4 exons.